GAAGACUUUUGAAUGUGAAUCAUGGCAUCAAAAGCUAUUGUAAAUUUAACCCUCGUUUUCAGGAUUUUUGCUCUUUUACUUUCCGUUGGUUGUAUUGUGGUACUUGUUACUGAUACUAUCAAGUUUAUUGAUGGCUCCAAGACUACCUUCAAGGAUGUAAUGACUUACAGAUACGUCCUUGCCACUGCUGCAAUUGGAGGAGCCUAUUCACUGUUGCAAUUACCUUGUGCAAUAUAUUAUGCUUUCAAACAAAAGAGGCUGAUUCGUGGUCAAUUUUUGCCAGAAUUUGAUUUCUAUGGUGACAAGAUGGUCAGUUUCGUUUUAGCAUCAGGAGUUGGAGCUGUAUUUGCAGUAACAUAUGAAUUAAAAUCAUUUGUGAAUGAUUUUGUGGAAACCCUAUUAUCACUUGGAUUUGAAGACACAGUUGGGAUUAAAUCCGGAACUGAUAAAUUUCUCAACAGGAUUUAUAUAGCUGCUGGUCUUCUAUUGGGAGCUUUCGUCUGCAUGGCUCUUCUUUCAGUAUUAUCCUCCAUUAAUCGAACCACUUCCUCUGGAUUGUUUAGAUAAAUUCAAUAUUUCCGGAAUAAUUAAAAUAAAAUAACAAUGUAUGUGUGACAUUUAAUAUGUGAUUUAUUUUUUUUUAUUUAUUUGAUUAAU
This is a messenger RNA of Pistacia vera, 657 nucleotides long. RefSeq names its product CASP-like protein 4D1. The record is from RefSeq and is a predicted model, not a curated record. Lineage: Eukaryota; Viridiplantae; Streptophyta; Magnoliopsida; Sapindales; Anacardiaceae. Bases 22 to 567 code for a protein of 181 amino acids. The transcript is spliced from 3 exons.